Molecule: messenger RNA, 2403 nt
Organism: Odocoileus virginianus texanus
Lineage: Eukaryota; Metazoa; Chordata; Mammalia; Artiodactyla; Cervidae
Source: RefSeq, a predicted model, not a curated record
ACUCGGCCGUCCAGAAGGAGGCUGCGUCCGGACGAAGGCUGCCGCAUCUUUGCCUGCCUGGCUCCGUGCAGGGAUUUCGGGUUCGGUGCUCGUCCCCAUCUGAUUCUUAGCCCCCAACUUUUUGCAAGGUCAAAGAGGUUUCUGAAGUCGAAUAAAUUGCCCCGAGAGGAAACCCACUACCUGUUGAGGAGGGCUCAGCAGAGUGCUUAGGCGCUCCAGGAAAAAAAGAAAAAAGGAAAAAAAGGAAAAGACAAAAUGAUUUCCUGGGACAUGGUCCACACCAUACUCCUGCUCGCUCUUGUUUAUCCUUCCCGAGCGCAGGAUGCAAUCCCCCAGUCCGAGGUCGAGGCAGAAGAAAUUCCCGAGGGGGCCUCCACAUUGGCAUUUGUGUUUGAUGUGACUGGUUCCAUGUAUGAUGAUCUAGUUCAGGUGAUCGAGGGGGCUUCCAAAAUUUUGGAGACGUCUUUGAAAAGACCUAAGAGACCUCUUUUCAACUUUGCUUUGGUGCCUUUCCACGAUCCAGAAAUUGGCCCAGUAACAGUUACCACAGAUCCCAAGAAAUUUCAGUAUGAGCUCAGAGAACUCUAUGUUCAGGGUGGUGGCGACUGUCCAGAAAUGAGUAUCGGAGCUAUAAAAAUUGCCUUGGAAAUUUCUCUUCCUGGGUCUUUCAUCUAUGUUUUCACUGAUGCGCGAUCCAAGGAUUAUCGACUCGCUCAUGAGGUGCUGCAGCUUAUCCAACAGAAACAGUCACAGGUGGUAUUUGUGCUUACUGGAGAUUGUGAUGACAGAAGCCAUAUUGGAUACAGAGUCUAUGAAGAAAUUGCCUCUACAAGUUCUGGUCAAGUGUUCCAUCUGGACAAAAAACAAGUUAAUGAGGUUUUAAAAUGGGUGGAAGAAGCAGUGCAGGCUUCCAAAGUUCACCUCUUAUCAACAGAUCAUUUGGAACAGGCUGUAAAUACUUGGAAAAUUCCCUUUGAUCCCAGUCUAAAAGAGGUUACUGUGUCUCUGAGUGGCCCUUCUCCAAUGAUUGAAAUUCGCAAUCCUUUAGGAAAGCUGAUAAAAAAGGGAUUUGGCCUGAAUGAGCUAUUAAAUAUUCAUAACUCUGCCAAGGUGGUGAAUGUUAAAGAGCCAGAGGCUGGAAUAUGGACAGUGAAGACAUCGAGCACUGGAAGACACUCUGUUCGCAUCACUGGCCUCAGUACUAUUGAUUUUCGAGCUGGUUUUUCCCGAAAGCCCACCCUGGACUUCAAAAAAACAGUCAGCAGACCAGUGCAAGGAAUACCUACCUAUGUGCUGCUGAAUACUUCUGGAAUUUCCAUCCCAGCUAGAGUAGAUCGUCUUGAACUUCUGAGUAUCUCAGGCAGUUCUCUUAAGACUAUUCCUGUUAAAUAUUAUCCUGAGAGAAAACCUUAUGGCCUAUGGAAUAUUUCUGAUUUUAUACCACCAAAUGAAGCUUUCUUUCUCAAAGUAACAGGCUAUGAUAAGGAUGAUUUUCUCUUCCAGAGAGUGUCAAGUGUUUCCUUCUCUAGUAUUGUCCCAGAUGCUCCAAAAGUUACAAUGCCUGAGAAAACCCCGGGCUACUACCUGCAGCCGGGCCAGAUUCCCUGCACUAUUGACAGUCUUUUGCCUUUUACCUUGAGUUUUGUCAGAAAUGGAGCUACACUUGGAGUCGACCAGUAUUUAAAAGAAUCCGCCAGCGUGACCUGGGAUAUUGAAGAGGUCACUCUGUCUGACGAAGGCGCCUAUGAGUGCAUUGCUGUCAGUAGUGUGGGGACUGGACGAGCACAGACGUUCUUCGAUGUGUCAGAGCCCCCGCCAGUCAUCCAAGUGCCUAAUAAUGUUACAGUUACUCCUGGAGAAACCGCAGUUUUGACGUGCCUUGUCAUCAGUGCAGUGGAUUACAAUCUAACCUGGCAGAGGAAUGACAGAGAUGUCAGGCUGACAGAUCCAGCAAGAAUGAGGAUCUUGGCUAACCUUUCCCUGGAGCUCAGGAGUGUGAAAUUCAGCGAUGCAGGAGAGUAUCGCUGUGUUGUUUGCAAUGAAGGAGGAUCAUCGACUGAGUCCGUUUUCCUCACAGUGCAAGGUACUGUGCUGACAGUGACUUCUGAGUCAUGGUAUCUUUCUGUUUUCCUUCUUUGAUCUCUGUUGCCUUAAGUUGUCCAUCCAAGGUCCUCUACCCAGACAAUUACAGUUUUGAAGGAUAGGAUGCUGUGGAUCUUGAGGGUCUGAAGGUGAGUAAGCUGGAAACUAAAACAUCACUAGCAAGUAGUUAACCUUAAACACAGUUAAUCCUAGUAAUUGAAGACCUUUAUUUUAAGGGAGUAGAAAUAGAAAUAGUCUCCGGAUGAUUUAAUAGUUUUAAAAUUUCUUAUCUAUUUUGUGAACUUGGAAAAAAAAAACUGU